AUGGCAACUAUCAGAAGGAAGCCCGUCGCCACGCCGGACGCGCAAAACCUCUCACCUCAAGACGACGACUACGAUGAUCUCGAGCAAGAAGAAGACUUUGACGUUCCGAUCUUUCCGCAAGCCCAAUACCGAUCCCGGCAAUAUGACCCGGUUCCCCAUGACGGAGAGAUCGGCUUCACCGAUGUGCAGCGAACAAACUCGCCAUUACGUCCCAGUGAGGAAGAGCUUGCCGACGGGGGCCAGCCCUAUGUGCCUUCGUCUAGCUCGUCCAGCCGCCAGAUCAAGGGUACAGCUACUGUUCGGAGCUCGGCAUGGACACAGGACCCGGCAUGGGGCAAAGGCGCCAAGCUGUGGACUCCUUUAUGGCUCACAAAGACAGUUUUGGUGAUUUUCGUGGUCGUGUUUUCUUUGAUGCUCCUGGCGACUGCUCUUCUCUUCCACUUUUCGCAAAAGAACAACGGCAUCGGGGUGCAGAAGGAAGUCAACCACUAUGGUUGGAAAUACGGCCCAACUGCCUUGUUGGUCAUUGUGGGCGCGCUUUGGCGACAAGUCGACUACGCCAACAAGAUCCUUACGCCCUGGAAAGAGCUCAGAGACGGCCCGACAACUGCCGACAAGUCUCUUCUCCUGGACUACAUCUACCCUCUCCUGCCGACAAGUCUUUGGAUGGCGUUGAAAAACAGGCACUGGGCUGUGGCAAUGUCAAUUCUUGGCCACCUCUUGAUACUAGGAACCACCGUCUUUUCAACUGGCUUGUUAAUCCUCGAGCCAACCGAAAUGUCGCGAGAAAGCGGCGAGUUCAGGAUCAAAAGCGAAUUUAAGCUAAACGGAGCGUGGAACUACACUCUUCUCAGCAAUAUUGGCCCUGCCGCGACCCAGCUGUACUACGGAAUCAAUUUUCGAGGUCUCCAAUUCCCACAGGGGACAUCUGAAGACAUCCUCAUCCCAACCUUGGAAGCGCCCGUUGACAACAGACUCGGCCAUGUUAACUUCACCACUUCACUUGAGGGCAUCAAGAUUGACUUCGACUGCGAACUGCUGCCUCUGAAGAAUGGCUCGGCGGUCAGCAUGCCUUGGCGAAGCAUCCUCGCAGAAUUCUUUGUCACGGACAUUGAGACUUCAGACUGCAAGAUCAAAGGCGUGCCGGUCGCCGAAGGACCCGAUCAUGGCUACUACCACCAAAAGAACGGGACCCAAAAUUACCAGGCGCAGUUCGAGACCUUCCCUUGCAAUGUCGACUGGGACUUCAGCCAGUAUCCUGGUAGAUCUAACGCCUCCUACAUCAACAUGAUGACAAACAGUAGUCUCGACCAGCGAGUCUUCAUGUCGGUUGCUGACCUGCGUUUUGCGGCCUACAACUCGAGCUACGACCGACCGAAAUACCUUUACAUAAACAAGCUAACAGGGGCUCUGUGUAAACCCAAAUAUCAAGUCAAUCAGUUCGAUGUCCAUACUUCAAGCGCUCUGAAUGGUUCUGCUUUGGUCAUCCCGUCGCCUACCACUGCCAAGGAUCAACGGGUAGAGGGACUCUCGAACAGUGCUAUUGGCAUGGCUGUCCUGCAGAGUGCGUGGAGUUGGAGGUUGGGCACCGGCGGGCAAGACUACGUCUUGUCUGAGCAGGUGCCAACGUUCUUCCAGCUCAUGACCCUCAAGAGUGAAAGCCCGACUAUCGGCGACUACAUGGAUGGAGACCUGCUUGUCAAGACCGGCGCCAGCGUCUUUAAGGGUAUAGCCACACAGAUUUUGCACCUGCUAGCAGUCCAACCAGCAGACCGAAACGUCACGGGCGAGAUACGGUUCACAGAGAAUCGCUUGAAAGUAAAGGAACUCUCCACAGGCUUCAUGUGCUCGUUUCUCGGACUGCUUGUCAUCAUUUCCGCGGGAAUGAUCUUUGUCAGACCCCAUUCCGCGACACCUCACGAGCCCGGCUCCUUGGCCGCCACGUCGACUAUUCUCGCAUCCAGCCCAAGUCUGGAGCAGCUCCUAUCAAGCGUGGCAACAUCUUCGCAGCGUGCCAUUCGGCGGUCAUUGUCCACAUUCACAUUCCGAAGUGCCGUGGCAGAGUCCAAUGGUACCGUCUGCUUCGAGAUUCAACCAACCCAGUCCAGCGAGAGUGACACGGAGCGAAUGAUCAAGGACGACAACCCUAAAGCAGUUACCUGGUGGCGCCCCGUCGCCGGAACAAAGUGGUUUCUGGGACUGUCUAUAUCGCUUCCCUUAAUCAUCAUCGCGGCGCUUGAGAUUGUCCAACACUUCUCGAACACGCAGAACGGCUUCGUCGAUGCUGGGCCAAAUAACGCUCUGGUACUCGCAACGUACAUACCUGCGGCGGUAGCCCUCAGCGUGGCCAGCAUGUACGCGGGCUUGGAGUUGCUGGCUGCCAUCUUCGCGCCGUAUGUGGCGCUCAAACGAGGCUCGACUCCGCCCGGCCGAUCCAUUUACACAAAUCUUGUGGGCAAACUGCUCCCCGUCGCCAUGUUCGCCAGCCUGAGGGCUCGUCAUUUAGCAGUGGCCGUGGCACUCCUCUCGAAUUUCAUCGGUGGAUUCCUGACCAUUGUGGUCUCGGGCCUCUACAGCGCAUCCGAUGUGCCAUUGACACAGCAUGCCGACGUACGUCAACUGGACAAUUUCAACCUUACGGGAGUCGAUUUGUCCAUAAACGACAAUCAAGCCUCUGCAAUCGAUAGCCUGAUCGAGUUUCUCGGCCUCGAUUAUACACAGUGGACAUACAAGAACCUUGCCUUCAAUCAGCUCAACCAGUCAACGGUUUCAGUCAAGAAUGCAAGCGCUGAUGCACCAUUGACCGUUAGCGUUCCUGCCACGAGAGCCGUGCUCAACUGCACUCGCGUCCCGACAGGACUUCGUCGAAUAAGCUUGGUUGAUACUACACAGGAUUCCAGUAUGAUGAGGACUUUACCGGGCGGCAAUGGGUUCCAAAACCCACGACCUGGAAGAAUGUAUGUUGGCUUCAACACAACCCUCAAGCUUGAAGACUGGUGCGACAAGCCGCCAAAGUCCAACAGCAGUGAGUGGACGUGGAUGCAGUAUUUCAGUAUUCCAAACACGACGGAAUUUGCCUACAUCGGGAAAGCAUCCACAAUGAUUUGGAACAAUAACAUGGCCUGGGGAGAUGGACCAGUCGACACGGACCCAUCAAGAGGGUCUGGAAUGGGUGCCAGCGGCCUUGUGAUACCUGACAAUGGGUGCCCCAGCUUCGCAAUAACCCUGGGCCUGAUCAGGGCGGAAUCCGCAAGGAAGGUGGGGAACAGCACACGCUGGGCAUUCGAGCAAAACCUGGAGUCUCUCCUAUGCUAUCAGCACGUGGAGGAGGUCCAGUCGAACGUUACGUGGCACCUUCCAGGGUUCGUCAUCGACCCCAAAACUCCGCCCAUUACAAACGAAAGCACCAGUCGGAAACUCAAGACAGAGAGUGGAGGCGAAAGGUUCACGUUUGCCGUGAACUCUUUCCUCAUGGGACUGAGCGAUUCAUACUACAAUAAGACCAUACCGGGACCUGGAAACGCGGAUUCCUGGAACAAUGACGUUGACAAAUUCGUCAACGCUCUGGUCAAUGCCAAAGACGGUCAGGCCAUAACCAAUUUUAUCGGAAAGGAGCACGCCGACGACCUGGCCAAAGCCGCCAACAAACUCUAUGGCGUGUACAUGUCACAGGCCAUUUCACUGAACAUGCGAGAGAAGCCCGUGGAUGGCCAAUCGCCGUUGCCAACGUACAGUGGUACGCUGACUACGUCGGGUCGGCUACGUUUGCAUCAAAACAGCGGACCGAAAAUUGCGCUGCAAGCGAUGCUCGCCAUCAUGGUUGUUUGUGCAAUCGUGUCGAGAUGGCUCUUGAGAGUCGGCGAGGUGCUGCCCCACGAUCCGUGUUCGAUCGCUGGCAAGGCCGCUCUGCUGGCAGGGGCGGAAAUGGCGACACGGAAAUUCGUGCCUCCGGGCGAGGAGUGGAAGCAGCCCGCGGAACUCCGUCGAAAUGGUGUCUUCAAUCACAGUCUGUACAGCCUCAGGUGGUGGCGUGACGACGAGAAAGUCAUCGGGGGCAAAUCGCGGUACGGAGUUGAUGUGGAGGGAAAUUGA
Molecule: messenger RNA, 4092 nt
Organism: Purpureocillium lilacinum
Lineage: Eukaryota; Fungi; Ascomycota; Sordariomycetes; Hypocreales; Ophiocordycipitaceae
Source: RefSeq, a predicted model, not a curated record